AUGUUCUACGGGCCCAACUUUGACGUUGACACGUACCGUGCCAGUCUUGGUCGCGUUGGCUCCUGGGUUGGCGACUGCGAAAUGUGCCUCGUGGCUAUCCUCUUUGGCGUCAAUAUUACCUCCUUUGCCUGCGUGAAGGAUGCAAACAACGUGAACAAAGCUGUUUCCGUCUUCUCUACUGCAACGACAUUGUCCUCCAUGAACCUACGGAAGACCCUGCACCAACCAGCUAUGGGUGUCAUUGAAUCAUUUUUGCGCGCUUGUACCCAAGUUCGUCCAGUCCGACAAGACCGCCAGUCCGAGGACCGCCUUGAUGCAUUGAAUCCACCAACAGCCACGCCAUGUGCCACGACCACCAAGUCCAAGAACCGCCUUGAAGCAUGGAAUCCAGUCGACGACAUGCUCACGGGUAUCGCUGGCGCAAUGUCAUCCACGGCAAGCACCGUGCCUGCCAUAAGGAGUGCAGAAACUACCAAGGCGAGCACUGCUGAUGUCGACCAACUUGUAGCUAUGGACGAAACCUUCAUCAUGUUUCACAUGACGAACAAAAUGCUGCUGGUUCCAACAGGAACGAAGCAAGUUGGGUCGGUCAACCCCAUCGACGAUGAAAAGAAGGGUGUUACUUUGGCUGUUGCUUGUGAGAAAAGCGUUGUUGUCUUUAACGCUACCCACUGGAUGACGCAGUAUAUCUUUACGAUAUUUCUGGCGUGGCUCAAGACACUCUUUAAAGGCGACAAGAUCG
Aphanomyces astaci is the source of this 742-nucleotide messenger RNA. RefSeq lists its product as hypothetical. Lineage: Eukaryota; Oomycota; Saprolegniomycetes; Saprolegniales; Verrucalvaceae. The transcript has 4 exons. The record is from RefSeq and is a predicted model, not a curated record. The annotation marks the transcript as partial.